Molecule: messenger RNA, 3633 nt
Organism: Monodelphis domestica (gray short-tailed opossum)
Lineage: Eukaryota; Metazoa; Chordata; Mammalia; Didelphimorphia; Didelphidae
Gene: EFHD1
Product: EF-hand domain family member D1
Cellular component (GO): mitochondrial inner membrane
Molecular function (GO): calcium ion sensor activity; calcium ion binding
Source: RefSeq, a predicted model, not a curated record
GCUGGAGAAUGGGAGGUCCUUCGGCUCAGCUGGUGAAAGGCCCCAGACGCUCUUAGGCUGCGGGUGAAGAUCCCCUUUCCGGACGCAGAAAGGAGGGGAGGCCCCAAGUAUGCCCGAGGCAAAUCAGUGAACUGCUCAGGGCCUCAGUUUUCUCAUCUGUAAAAUGGGGAACGUACUAGACCGCCUGCCUCGGUUCCAGGUGAAGUCCAGCUGGCGGGUCCUGGGGAGGGGGGAGAGAGAAUGGCAUCACCUGUCGGUUGGGGAGCACUGGUCUAGGCGCCUGGCGGGGAGGGCCCUAGAGAGGCCCAAAUAAGGGCUAGAGGCUCGCACUAGGGAGCCGGGGCAGCCCGUAGGCAGGGUGGAAUAAGAAUCUAGGGCCUGGGGCAUCUCCGGGGGCUGCUUCCCCGCUACGAUCCGCCCCGCCCCUUCCCCGCCUCCUGCCCCGCCCCCGCCCGCCCUCUCUCCCUUUACCCGGCUCGGGAGCCCCGCCGCCCAGAGAAGUUCCGAGCCGCUCCCGGGAAGCAGCGAUCGGGCGGGUGGACGAGCGGGCUGGCGAGGGAGCCGGCCCCGUCCGUGGGGACUGCGUGUCCUCGGGCCAUGGCCAGCUACGAGCUCGCCCUGAAGCUGCAGCGGAGGCUGAAGCUGGAGCAGGAGGCCGAGGGCGUCCCGAUCCCGCAGCAAAACGGCUUCGACGGGGUGCCCGCGCCGGCCUGGCCCUGCGGUUCCCCGAGCCCGGGAGACGAGCCGCCCGCCAAGGAGCUCACGGCCAACGCGGGCUCCGAGCUCAAGGAGCAGCUGAACCGGCGUCAGGGCAUCCACGAGGGAACGGCGCGGCCCCGGCCCAUCAAGGUCUUCAAGCCCUACACCGAGUUUCGCGAGUUCAGCCGCCGCCAGAUCAAGGACAUGGAGAGCCUCUUCCGACGGUAUGACUCUGGGAAGGAUGGCUACAUCGACCUGAUGGAACUGAAGCUGAUGAUGGAGAAGCUGGGGGCUCCCCAGACCCACCUGGGGCUAAAGGAAAUGAUCAGGGAGGUGGAUGAGGACCUCGACAGCAAGCUCAGCUUUCGGGAGUUUUUGCUGAUUUUCCGCAAAGCGGCCUCAGGGGAACUGGAGGAAGACAGCGGCUUGAUGUCCCUGGCCAAGCUCUCCGAGAUCGACGUGGCCAUGGAGGGUGUGAAAGGAGCCAAGAAUUUCUUCGAAGCCAAGGUCCAUGCCCUGUCCGUGACCAGCCGAUUUGAAGCCGAGAUCAAAGCAGAGCAGAAUGCCCGAAAGCAGGAGGAGGAGGACAGAAAACACCGGAGGGCUCUCUUCAGAGAACGCCAAGCCGCCUUCUCCCAGUAGCUCCCGCGAGCCCGAAUGUGCUCAGAGACUUGACUUCUACCAUCUGUGCCUUACAAGUUGGCCUGAAAGAAAUGGCCAGCACCUCGUCCCCCAAGGAGGACCCAUCUCUCACUGAAUGUCCCGUGUCCCCCGUGUGUCCCCAGCCCUGGUGGUCUUUCUUCUUGAGCUUCCUGUCUGUUGUGCCUGGAAGGGUAACUGGUAACUCUAAGACCUGAGGAAACAGUAGGAAGGUCAAAGUAAGGGAAGGGAAGAGAGAAUUCUGUAAAAAAAGGGAACAGUUCCCUUUCUUACCCAACCACUGCUCUACUAGCCAUUGAAUGCUUCCAGGAUUUUGCCGUUUUCUUGGUGACUUUUAUUUUCCCUGUUUCCUCCCUUUUAGGCCAACCUUUCAAGGAGGUCAUUUGGCCAGAGGUAUAGCUCUGCCAUUCUCCUGCAUUCCCAUAUUCAGACUGAUUGCCUUUUCCAAGUGCAUUCAAUAGACUUCUACACUCUUGGCUUUGAUUCUCCCUUUCUUCCAUCAACUCCCACAAAAGAGGCAAGGCUAAGCUAUUCAACCGUUCUCCCUCACCAAGUGUUUGAAGCAAGGGGGAGAGCUCCAAGAACUAUGGAGUGGACCCCAGAAAGCCCUCAGUGUUGGGGGGAGGCCGUUCUAAAAGCCCCUCUGAUUUUCUGCCACUCCACUCAUAGAGGUAGUUUUCAAUGGAUGACAAGAAGCUCCAUGCCAAGGGUCUCCCCCUUUGACCUCUACAUUGUAAUACCUUGUCAGAUUGCCGGUUUAGAUUGGUGGAUUCAUACAGGAUACCUGAGUCUAGCCAGAACACCUGACCAUGGUUCUGGAACUUUUCAUGUAGAGAUAGGUGGGUGUGGACCCAACUUCCGUGGUCGCCAUUAAAAACCUCACAUGCUCACUGAGUAUGUAAGACUUCAGAGAUGUUUCUGUCUUUUAUUCUCCUUUCUCAUUGUCCAAGGAGGAGCAACUCUUUCACCCUUGGUCCUUUGUUCUUUUUGAUCUCUUUAAAUGGGGGGUCGGGAGGGGCCAUGCUAUUAAAAUGGUGAGCAUGGAAGAAUAAUGAAACUAAUUUUUAAUAGAUUAAAGAACGACUAGAGUACUUUGAGCUCUUUUUAGCAAUACAUAUAAUGCUUUAAAAGGUCACUCUUACCUACUCAAUAUUUAUUAAGAUACAUGGGGGUUUUAUAUACCUAUUUCGUAGCUAUUCUUUUUCUGAAAAAUCAGUGUUUCCCAGCCUAAUUAGUUAUCCUUGCCAAAUGAACUAUGCAAAUAAAAUGUAUUAUCUCACUGGCUUGCUUCCAUUCCUCGUUGAAUGGAUGGGAGAGUUAAAGAGCAAAAGAUUGAAUUAGGGGGUUGGUUGGAAUACCAACUGCCCAUGGAUGCUCAGAUUGGUUGGGUAUCACUGAUCCUUGGAAAUAUGGUUGGCAGGCUAAUACACUUAGGCUAAUUGAAGGGGCCUUAGAGGCCAUCAAAUGCAACUCACCCACUUGUAAAGAUGAGGAAACUAAGGCCUCAAGAGGUAAAAGGACUUGUCUGAGGUCAUGCAGAUAGUAAGCAACCUGAGCUGGGGUGAUCAUAGUAGUAGUAGUAAUAAUAAUAAUAAUAACUGCUAGCUUUUAUGUAGCACUUUAAGGUUUGAAAAUGUUUUAUGAAUAUCUCAUUUAUCCUCAUGAUAACCAAUGACGGGAGGUAGAUAUAGUUACUAUUCUCGAUUUAUAGUUGAUGAAACUGAGUCAGAUGGAGGCUAAAUGACUUGUUUUCAUAUCUGAGACUGGAUUUGAACUCAGAUCAUUCUGGCUCCAAGAUCAGCAUCAUAACCAUUGUACUACCCAGAAUCAGUGUAGGGAUCUCCUAAUGUAAGCUUCAUUAACCUAUACCAGGCACUAGGAAUACCAAGAUCAAAAAAAGAUUCGUCCUGUCCCCGAGAAGAUCUUCCACCAGAGAAGAUCCCCAACUGAUCCUGUAUAUGCUUUGUUUGUAGGUAGCUGUUGACAAGCUGCCCACCCUCCCCAUUAGGCUGUAGGGUCUCUGUGGGCAGGGGCGCAGCUAUUGUACCCUCAGCUCUUAGCACAAAGUAAAUGUUUAAUAAAUGCUUUUUCUUGACUGACUUGGAGAGGUGGGAGCCUAUGUGAACAGAAUGUUAUAUACACUGUCAACGAUGGUUCCCGAGUCCCUUGACCUUUUUGCAAGGAAGAUUCACUGAAUGGAGAGUUGGAGGUGUAUUUGGGAAAGUCUGUGAUGGAAACACCCAAGGCACCAAUAAAGCCAAUUGGAAAAUAAAA